Molecule: messenger RNA, 663 nt
Organism: Gossypium arboreum
Lineage: Eukaryota; Viridiplantae; Streptophyta; Magnoliopsida; Malvales; Malvaceae
Product: putative invertase inhibitor
Exons: 1
Coding region: 1-537 (178 amino acids)
Molecular function (GO): enzyme inhibitor activity
Source: RefSeq, a predicted model, not a curated record
AUGAAGAAAUCCCACCUUUUUUCUCUUGUUUUCUUCUACCUUCUGCUUGUUUCAGUGAGCUGUGAUGUUAUCCAUGAUUCUUGUGACAAAGCUGCAAAGGGUGAUCCCAAUAUCAAGUUUGACUUUUGUGUAUCAAGUUUUGAAGGGAACCCCAAAGCUAAAACGGCUACCGGGGUUGCAGAUUUGGUUAAAGUAGCCAUAGAAACAAGCAUGGCUAAUGCGACGAGCACUGGUUUGAUAAUAUCUAAGCUUUUGGAUAACAAAACCCUUGAUACAUAUGCAAGGAAUUGCUUAGAAGAUUGCUCUGAGCUUUAUUCAGGUGCAGGGUCUAGUAUACAAAGUGGUGGGAAAGCUUUUGAAGGUAAAGAUUAUGGAACAGCUAAUGCAGAAAUAAGUUCAGCCAUGGAUGCACCGGAUACUUGUGAAGAGCAGUUUAAAGAGAAGAAAGGGUAUGUGUCACCAUUGACAAAGGAAAACAACAAUUUCUUUCAGCUACUUGCAAUCGUAGUUUCAUUCAUGAAUCUGGUACCAAAAUGAUGAACAAUAUACUAACAUGAUCCUCAUAUACUGAAUGUCAUAUCAAUAAUUAAGCACAACUUGCCAUCUUUGUUCUUGUAUUUCCCUUUUGGGUAUUUUCUUUUAAUGAAAGAAAAAGGGUUUAUA